GCAUUGGUUAUUGACAUGCUAAUACCACAAACCUUGUUAGAUAAUCCUAAAUACUUUAAAUAUCAAGCCUGAUUAAUUAUCCUAUCAAUUAGAUUAGUAUCAGGUUUUCAAUCAGGACUUAUAAUUGUCGUCCAUAUGCCUAUGCUUCAUCCAAAAGUACACUCCUGACAUAGUUCUUCAACAUUAGAGCUGCUAAACUUGUACUUAUCUCCAAGCCUAUCGGCACAUUCAUGCAUGUAUUCUUCUUUCAGUGAAAGUUUAUAAUACCGUCAUAGUGUUUUGUUCAAAAAAUUCAAAUUCAUAGGUUUAUCUGGAGUUUGCUUCCUGUUGCUGUAGCGUAGUAUGCUUAUGUGACUACCCAUGGUCCUAGAGAAGUUAGGCACACUCCUGCAGCAAUUCUCCAAGAUCAGAGUAGCCAAAUCUGGCGCUCUACUCCAUGCCUUCCUCAUUAAGGUUGGUUCAGAUUCUGACGUUUUCUUAUGCAACCACGUAAUCAAUAUGUAUGCAAAGUGCAAUUAUUUAAGAGACGCGCAUCAAAUGUUUGACGGAAUGGCAAACAAAAACCUUGUCUCGUGGUCAGCUCUCAUUUCUGGCUAUGAACAGACAGGAAAAGCUUCUAUGGCUUUGAACAUCUUCACUCAAAUGCAUUUACAGCCCAAUGAAUAUGUAUAUGCCAGUAUAAUCAGCGCUUGUGCAAGCCUUUUGGCCUUGCCUCAGGGCAAACAGGUUCAUGCGCAUUUGCUGAAAUCUGGUUACAAUGGCAUCUCUUUUGUUUACAACUCACUUAUGUCAAUGUACAUGAAAUGUGGCUGCACGGAUCAUGCAUUGUUGAUAUUUAGCAAAGUAUCCAAACCAAAUUCUGUCUCUUAUAAUACCCUUAUAACAGGCUUAGGGGAGAACUUGCAGCUGGAAAAAGCAUUGGAGCUGUUCAGAGUAUUGAACCAACAAGGAUUGCUUCCCGAUCGGUUCUCUUAUGUGGCUGUUAUUGGAAUUUGCACUAUGAAAGAAGAUUUAUCAACUGGACAAGGACUUCAUUGUCAAACAAUUAAGCUGGGACUUGACAGGACAGCUUUUGUUGGUAAUGUGAUCUUGAGUAUGUAUUCCAAAUGUGGUUCUGUUGGUGAUGUUGAAAAUACUUUCAUUUCUAUAAAAGAGAAAGAUGUCAUUACUUGUAACACAUAUAUUGCUGCAUGUUCUUAUUUUGGAGAGCAUGACAAGGGCUUGAUGAUAUAUAGAGACAUGGAUGAAGUCUAUGGAUUGAAUCCUGAUGAUUUUACAGUUGCAAGUGCUCUUUCUGCUUGUUCUGAACUGUCUUCUAUCAGAUAUGGUGCUCAGAUACAUGGCCAUUUCAUCAGAUCCAUGGUUGAGCUAGAUGUUGGUGUUUUUAAUGCCAUCAUGAACAUGUAUUCUAAGUGUGGCAGCAUUAAAUAUGCUAAUCGUGUUUUUCAUGGCAUGCCAAAGAGGAAUUUGGUCUCAUGGAACACAAUUAUUACAGCACUUGGCUGCCAUGGACUUGGAAGGAUUGCUAUCCAAGCUUUUGACCAGAUGAAUGCAAAUGGAGUGAAGCCAGAUUCUGUUACUUUCACUGGAUUGCUUGCAGCUUGCAGUCAUGCGGGUUUGGUGGAUGAGGGAAAAGCUUAUUUUGAUUCCAUGGAAGAGAUUUAUGGGAAUCCUCCUAAGAUUGAGCAUCUAUCUUGCCUAAUUGAUCUCUUGGGUCGAGCUUCAAGAUUAGAAGAGGCUGAAGCCUAUGCAAGCAUGUUUCCAUUUGGAAAUGAUUCUGUCAUUUGGGGAAGCCUACUCUCUUCUUGCCGGCUUCAUGGGAAUCUUGUUGUUGGGGAGAGGGUGGCCAUGAAGUUAUUGGAACUUCAACCCACCACAAGCUCUCCUUUUGUUUUGCUAUCAACUCUAUAUGCUUCUGAUGGGAGAUGGGAUGGCGUUGCCAAGGCCUGGAAGAUGUUGAGAUGUAGUGGGUUGAAGAAGGAGCCUGGAUAUAGCUUGGUUGUUGUAAAUGAUUUUCCUGUGAAGUUCACAGUGGGAAACUCUUCACAUUCAAGAAUUGAAGAGAUCUUAGAAGCAUUAAGAAGUAUAAAUCUGGAGGCCAAAAGGCUUUCUCCGUAGGUUAGAUUUACUUCAUUUUCAAUGUUUUCUGGUAAUUACAUUUACAUUUAUAGUUAUAUUUUACAUUGGAUUGCUUUGAUGUUUAUUCAUGAGGAGAGAUUAUUCUGUGCGGACACCGGAUACUGCUUACCGUCCAUAAACGAAUUAGGUGCAGCCACGUUAUCCAGUGCCGAGCAGUACCGAGCCGUAGUAUCCAGUAGGGGUUGAUGUGGCGCAUUUUCAUUGGGCUCUGGACGGCAUCCGGUGUACAAACCUAAUAAUUUCCCAUCCAUAAGAGGUAUAUUUGAAUGAUUAAUCUGUAAGUGAUAUUGACUAUUAGAUAGACAAUUCUGGUAUAGUAGUCUGAUAUAAAUUCAGUUUUUUCUAAGGUAA
Molecule: messenger RNA, 2490 nt
Organism: Dendrobium catenatum
Lineage: Eukaryota; Viridiplantae; Streptophyta; Magnoliopsida; Asparagales; Orchidaceae
Product: pentatricopeptide repeat-containing protein At3g49170, chloroplastic-like
Exons: 2
Coding region: 361-2118 (585 amino acids)
Biological process (GO): RNA modification
Molecular function (GO): RNA binding; protein binding
Source: RefSeq, a predicted model, not a curated record